This is a messenger RNA of Diaporthe amygdali, 543 nucleotides long. RefSeq lists its product as uncharacterized. The transcript is spliced from 3 exons. Gene Ontology annotation, cellular component: endoplasmic reticulum. NCBI's taxonomy places the organism in Eukaryota, Fungi, Ascomycota, Sordariomycetes, Diaporthales, Diaporthaceae. Bases 1 to 543 code for a protein of 180 amino acids. The record is from RefSeq and is a predicted model, not a curated record.
AUGGCGACCUCAACCAAGAACAAGCGCGACAAGGUCUGGCUCACUUGGUUCAUCAUCCAGAUCGUCAUCAUAUUCCUCAUCGACGCCGUGCAAUUCUACCCGCCGCAGUUGUACAAGACACCGGAAAGCCCGCUAUACUUCCUGCAGCAGAUAAAGGACUUCUAUGUUGCGACUUACAAUGACCCGCUCGUCCAGCCCGAGACGGAGCCGAACUGGAUGCACAUGGUCUCAGUCGUCGAGAUCGGCUUCCAACUGCCCGUCGCCCUCUACGCUGCCUGGAAGCUGAGCGGUAAGAAGGGCACAUCGGGCCCGUUUGAGCUGCUGCUGCUGGUGUAUGCUUUUGAGACCGCGUUCAGCACGCUGCUGUGCAUCAAUGAUGUGUUCUAUUGGGACCCGGCUGUGUACUCGCGGGAGCAGAAGAAUGUAUUCCUGUUCCAGCUGUACGGCGCGUGGCUUGUCAUUCCUGCGGUGAUGUUCGUGGACAUGUACUGGAGGCUGUACAGCCGGCUCUCGGUGACGGACACUAUCAAGAAGACGCAGUAG